Molecule: messenger RNA, 1840 nt
Organism: Mizuhopecten yessoensis (Yesso scallop)
Lineage: Eukaryota; Metazoa; Mollusca; Bivalvia; Pectinida; Pectinidae
Exons: 2
Coding region: 337-1191 (284 amino acids)
Source: RefSeq, a predicted model, not a curated record
UAACAUUUUAAGACACAACACAGCGGAACAUCGCCACUUGGCGGUAAUUAGGUCAGUGUAUCACUACACUGACCUAAUCCCCGUUGUAGUUCAUUGGAAAAUAUGUUACAAUGGGACCAGUAGAGUUAUCUAGGCCCUAUGCAGUGCAAAUGUAAAUAUUACCAUUUAAACUGUACAUUAAUUUACAUAGGGAUAAUCUGUAAUUUUUACAUGUGUACUGAGGGCAGGGACGUAAUUUAACACGAGUUUAUGACUUGCGCUUGCUGGGAAUUUGUUUAGCGUUGGUAGCAAGGUGGUUUGUUAGUCGUCUACCGUGAAGAUACAAGGACUGCUAACAUGACGCAUUACAUCAUCAAGAGUAUCACUGGUGCACAAGGACAACUUCUUUUUAGAGGUCUUCCAUUCGGGUAUUUUGAUCGAUCAGGUCACAUACCAAUAUGGAACGUAAUCAACACAAUGAGAGAUACCUUCAACUGUGUGUACAACCACGGCUACAUCGAUCAUGCUCGACUCACUGAGAACAAAACACUUUUUGCUGUCAGAGUGAGAUAUUUGGCAACGGAAGAUUUCCACGCCAAGGCUGCAUUGUUCAAUCCAAUAUCCUUUGAAUGCACGACAGGAAUGAAAUCAGUUGGGCAAUCUUCGUUUGUAGAUUCAGUCACUAUGACGGAAACAGAAACAGGAACGCUCUUUGUAAAACUGAUGUCUAAGUUUAUUCUUAUAUGCAACGAUACCAAGAAACCUGUCCCUUUACCAGAUUGGUUUGCCGGAAAAUACUCCAUACACAACUCGGCUCAGGAAUUAGACAAGUUAGGCAAAGAACCACCUAUGAUUGUACCCAAGCAGGUGUUCUCACACAAACUACAGACCCGCCAUAGUGACCUUGACAGCAAUGGUCACAUUGCCACCCAGGAGUACUUCCGGUUCUGUAUGGAAGGCGCAAUGGAAGCUUCCAAAUCGGGGUUUUAUCGCCAAUUCGUGUCUGAAAUUUGGCUAUUUCCUGUUUUGGAAGCGGAUGUCACACUACUCAGUCCAAUCUCUGAGAGAACGGAGUUGACGAUCUUCACAUGGCAAUGUGAAAGUAAUGCAGCAAAGAUUUAUUUUUUAAUUAUGCGAGGGAAUGACAGGAUAUUCGAGUGUUCAUUUUUAUUCAGUGAUAGAAAGCUGAAACCAAUAUCAUUCAAACUGUAAAGGAUAUCGUGACGUCAUUUCCUAGCAACGCUUACAUAAUGUUUCCUUAAGAAUAGAAAGAGACGACAGAUGCCCAUACAAAUAUACAUUUUUUGAGAUUGAUUUGCUUAUAAUUUCCCUUCUUUACCGUCUGCUGUGUUGUAAACUUUAUGUUUCCACAUACUUUUUUAGCUAAUAUGUAUAUAUCGUUUCCUACCAACAUGUAUAUGUUAACCAUAUGAACAUGUUCUAUAUAUGGUUAUUUAAGUAAACAAAAGACGUUUUUAGUUCUGACGGUCAGGUAUGUGCUGUUGCAAGAUAAAAUUACGAUCAAAGCGGAAAACCAAAUCACACUUUUGUACAUGCUUAGUUUUAAAGUAAAUACUUCUCUUGUUAGAUGGUUUAUUGUCUGAAAUAUGAUCUAACACAAUUACAUAUCUACAAUAAGAAGGUUGUGUUAAUAUGAAAAACAUUUGUGCAGUUAUAAUCGGUUGUCAAGUGCUUAAAUACAGAAGAAAAAAAAUUGCUAAAGUGUAUUGAACCUAAUACUUGAUCCAGUUGGUAGAUGGCCAAUGUGUUCAUACACAGGGACUUUUGGGCCUGUAUCCCUUGGCUUUUAUGUAGGAUGGGUUGUCAAAAAAUGUACAUGAUUUAUUUAAUUGUUAAUAUC